AGAAAAGAAAAAUCUACCUUAGGCCACCAUCCGAAAUACUUUAUAAACCCUUACAUACCCUCGCCAACACUCCUCUGAGUUUCCUUUUGAUCCUCGUCUCGCACACCGUUAAUCAGAAGCAUUAACACCUGCUGAACUUUUCGUGUCUCCCUUCAUCACACACAUACAAAUCAGCAAACUUCUACCGUCAAAAUGGGUAAGGAAGACAAGACUCACAUCAACGUCGUCGUCAUUGGCCACGUCGACAGUGGCAAGUCCACCACUACCGGCCACUUGAUCUACCAGUGCGGUGGUAUCGACAAGCGAACCAUCGAGAAGUUCGAGAAGGAAGCUGCUGAGCUCGGCAAGGGUUCUUUCAAGUAUGCCUGGGUUCUUGACAAGCUAAAGGCCGAGCGUGAGCGUGGUAUCACCAUCGACAUUGCGCUCUGGAAGUUCGAGACUCCCAGAUACUAUGUCACCGUCAUUGACGCCCCCGGUCAUCGUGACUUCAUCAAGAACAUGAUUACUGGUACCUCGCAGGCCGACUGCGCUAUCCUCAUCAUUGCAGCUGGUACUGGUGAGUUCGAGGCUGGUAUCUCCAAGGAUGGCCAGACCCGUGAGCACGCCCUGCUCGCCUACACCCUCGGUGUUAAGCAGCUCAUCGUUGCCAUUAACAAGAUGGACACUGCUAAGUGGGCCGAGGACCGAUACAACGAAAUCAUCAAGGAGACGUCCAACUUCAUCAAGAAGGUCGGCUACAACCCCAAGACUGUUGCCUUUGUCCCCAUCUCUGGUUUCCACGGUGACAACAUGUUGGCUCCUACCACCAACGCUCCUUGGUACAAGGGCUGGGAGAAGGAAGGCAAGGGUGGCAAGGUCACUGGCAAGACUCUUCUCGAGGCCAUUGACGCUAUCGAGCCCCCCAAGCGUCCCACGGACAAGCCUCUCCGUCUUCCCCUCCAGGAUGUCUACAAGAUCGGUGGUAUUGGAACUGUGCCCGUCGGCCGUAUCGAGACUGGUAUUAUCAAGCCCGGUAUGGUCGUUACCUUCGCCCCUGCCGGUGUUACCACUGAAGUCAAGUCCGUCGAAAUGCACCACGAGCAGCUUGUCGAGGGUGUCCCCGGUGACAACGUCGGCUUCAACGUGAAGAACGUCUCUGUCAAGGAAAUCCGACGAGGAAACGUCGCUGGUGACUCCAAGAACGACCCCCCUGCCGGCUGUGAUGACUUCACUGCCCAGGUCAUUGUCCUCAACCACCCCGGUCAGGUUGGUGCUGGUUACGCCCCUGUUCUUGACUGCCACACUGCCCACAUUGCCUGCAAGUUCGCCGAGCUUCUGGAGAAGAUUGACCGACGAACUGGUAAAUCCGUUGAGAACAACCCCAAGUUCAUCAAGUCUGGUGAUGCCGCUAUCGUCAAGAUGGUUCCCUCCAAGCCUAUGUGUGUUGAGGCUUUCACUGACUACCCUCCCCUCGGCCGUUUCGCCGUCCGUGACAUGCGACAGACCGUUGCUGUCGGUGUCAUCAAGGCUGUGAACAAGAGCAGCAAGAGCGGCAAGGUCACCAAGUCCGCCGCCAAGGCUACUGGCAAGAAAUAAACUUGCUAAAUCACAACCCAACUACAAUUUCGAGGAUAUAAUAUGUCUUCGGCUGGUUAGGUGCCAUAGGCCCUUGACGAAACGACGAUGCCUCUACGAAUUUCCUUUUUCUUGACACGAUCUGUUCUCUCGGACAUUUGAUACGGAGCGCAGUAUGAGAGGAAGGGUUAUGGGCAUUUUCGCGACAAAACUUUCUCAUGUGCUUGUAGUAAAAUAGAGUCAUAGACCGUGGCCCGUUCUUUUUUUUUUCCCCGCUGUGAUUGUGAUGUCUUGCCCGUGCACUUUUGCUUCUUGCCGGAAUGAUCAUACUCUAUGGUUUGAUCACAAUAAACCUAGUGUCAUGCUUCACACUAAUUUCGUUACGUAGUAAAUGGAAGAUCCAUACCCUUUACGUUAAUGCGCCUCUUUUCGUCAGCA
Molecule: messenger RNA, 1992 nt
Organism: Daldinia caldariorum
Lineage: Eukaryota; Fungi; Ascomycota; Sordariomycetes; Xylariales; Hypoxylaceae
Product: elongation factor 1-alpha
Exons: 6
Coding region: 193-1575 (460 amino acids)
Biological process (GO): translational elongation; translation
Molecular function (GO): translation elongation factor activity; GTPase activity; GTP binding
Source: RefSeq, a predicted model, not a curated record